AUGGUGUUGCACCACGUGCCAAAAUGAAUCAACAACGUGCAAGACGUUUCAGAGCUGCUAAAGAUGCUGGUGAUGAAGCCUCUGAUACAGGGAGAAUAAGAAGGAAUGAUGAAACAGAACGGGAAGAUUUAAGUACUAAAAAGUUGGAUUCAAAUGUUAUUACACCUGGAACGAAAUUCAUGGAACUGCUGUCAUCUGCACUUCAAUACUAUAUACGUUUGAAAGUGAAUGUAGACUCUGGUUGGCAGGGAAUCAAGGUUAUUCUCUCUGAUGCUAGUGUGCCUGGUGAAGGGGAGCAUAAGAUAAUGUCUUAUAUUCGCUUGCAAAGGAAUCUUCCAGGAUUUGAUCCUAAUACACGACAUUGCUUGUAUGGUUUGGACGCAGACUUGAUAAUGCUGGCAUUGGCGUCACAUGAAGUUCACUUUUCAAUUCUAAGGGAGGAUGUCCGCAAAGAUAAAUCAAAGUAUAGAGGUCAACAGAAUAGGCAAGAUAUGUAUAGACAACAAGCAGGUAGGCACUCAAAAAAAGGGGAAGGAGGCGGCAAGGACUUAGAGAACUUAAUAUCAGAACAGAAGUUUCAGUUUCUUAAAGUAUGGGUACUCAGAGAUUAUUUGGGAUACGAACUUCAAAUUCCAGAUCCAACUGUCAAACUAGACCUGGAGCGACUGAUAGAUGAUUUUGUUUUCAUGUGUUUAUUUGUUGGAAAUGAUUUUCUUCCCCACGUGCCAUCUUUGGAGAUAUCAGAGGGAGCCAUUGACUUACUGAUUGAUGUCUACAAGAAGGAAUUUGUCAAUAUGGGUGGCUAUCUUACUAAUUCUUGCCAGGUUAAUUUGGAGAGGGCGGGGCACUUUAUACAAGCCAUUGGUUCUUAUGAGAAUGCUGUCUUUAGGAAGCGUAUCCAGGUACAGAAGCAUUGGGGGAUACACAUGCAACGCCCUACAUUAAAUUUGGCUGUUCAGAAGAAGCAGGACAAAAGUAACCAUGUACAAGCCAAGACCCUUUCUGUGGUUGAUAAGGUUAAAUUAGGAGAAGAGGGCUGGAAAGAAAGAUACUAUUUGGAAAAAUUUGAUGUUCAAACCGAAGAAGAUUGCGUCAAAAUUCAAAGGGAUGUGGUCUUGAAAUAUGUUGAAGGAAUAUGUUGGGUCAUGCAUUAUUACUACCAAGGAGUGUGCUCCUGGCAAUGGUUUUAUCCUUAUCACUAUGCUCCAUUCGCAUCUGAUUUUCAUGAUCUUGACCGAUUCAAAAUCCACUCCACAAUUGGCAAGCCCUUCAAGCCUUUUGAUCAGCUAAUGGGUGUCCUUCCAGCUGCAAGUGCACAAGCACUUCCCGUUUCUUACAGGAAGUUGAUGACAGAUCCAUUGUCCCCUAUUUUAGACUUCUAUCCUAGUGAUUUUGAGCUUGAUAUGAAUGGGAAGAGGCAUGCUUGGCAGGCUGUUUGUAAGCUGCCAUUUAUUGAAGAGAGCCGUCUUCUAUCUGAGAUUGCAAAUGUUGAAGAUACUUUAACGGUUGACGAAAAGCACAGAAACAGUCUCGGCCUUGAUAUGUUGUUUGUUUACUUGUCACAUCCUCUAGCAACGAAGAUCCUUGCUUUUUGUGCAAGGAACAAGGACAAUCCAAAGUUGCCAAAGGCUAAAGUGAAAAGGAAAAUCAAUCCCGAGUUCAGGUGAUAUGAUCAUGGCAGGUGCCAUUCAGGAAGUGGACUUGCUCUUGUUUUAUAUGUUUAUGAGAUUUGAAUAGUUUGGAGAACUGAGGAGUGACUUCACCAUUUUCACUCCGUUGGCACAGAUUAAAAUUGUUGCUUGGAGCAUCGAUUGGUAGAAUCAUGUGCACUCUUUGUGGCUGACUCACUAUAUUUAACUGCGUACAUCACGUAGCAGAUUCAUUCUUUCUUCCCCGUAAACUUGGAUUAAGGAACAUGGGAAAAGCUUUUGCUUCUUCUUAUGUAGUAUCAAGUGAGGCUGUGUUCGGCUAUUGUUCUUUGGGUGGUUAGGUUCCUCUUAUUUGCCUGAGAAGAUUUCAACUACUGGUCGUACCUUAAUUGGAAUGAAGUGUCUCCUUUCUAGCU
Nicotiana tabacum (common tobacco) is the source of this 2065-nucleotide messenger RNA. The record is from RefSeq and is a predicted model, not a curated record. Lineage: Eukaryota; Viridiplantae; Streptophyta; Magnoliopsida; Solanales; Solanaceae.